Molecule: messenger RNA, 3730 nt
Organism: Rhinolophus ferrumequinum (greater horseshoe bat)
Lineage: Eukaryota; Metazoa; Chordata; Mammalia; Chiroptera; Rhinolophidae
Gene: RNF182
Product: ring finger protein 182
Exons: 4
Coding region: 883-1623 (246 amino acids)
Source: RefSeq, a predicted model, not a curated record
GAAGACUGAGACAGGGGUGUGUUUGUAGUGGUGGCGGCUCCUUGGGGGUCCUUGUCCCCUUGGAGCUCUCAGACUGCUGAGGAGAAGGGCGGGAGUCCCGGCGGCGAUGGCUCGGUGGGUCCCGGACCUUGGGUGCCCAAGGGUCCCCAUUAGGCCACGGGCCCCGCGCGGUUGCCAUGGUGACGCAGGGUCGGCGGUUCCGCGCAGUGGAAACAAAGCCGCCCGCCAGCCCGCUCGCUUCUCGCCCGAGCUCCUCCUCCGUGGGCACCUCCCUCCCUCCCAGGCGCCGCCGCCGGAGCGGCUCUCGGCCCGGUGCCCGCCGCUACCGCCGCCGCGGUGGGCCAGGUAAGAGAAGUGGAGGCCAAUUUCUGGGUCAUGUGGUGGAUGUGUGUUUAACGUUUUAAGUAACCAUGGAACUAUCUUCUGAAGUGGCUGUAACAUUUUCUAGUCCCACCAGCAAUGUAUGAAGGUUUCAGUUCACAUCCUGGUCAACGAUUAUUGAUUCCAGCAAUUCUAGAAGAAACGCUUGGGCUGGUUGCGUUUCCGGUGGUGCUACCAGAGCUCAGGGCUGUCAGCCAGUCCUGCCCAGAAGUGCCACGCUCACAGGCAGGACGUGAUGCAGUAUUUCAAGGUGGUAGCGUGGAUUUACUAAAGUCGGCCUUACAAUUAAAGCAGACCCGUAUGGCCUUUUUAAAUAUGCGUUGGAGACAGAGAUGUAUAUGUAGAAGCUGAAAAUGCCUGGAAGAUUUCUGGUUUCUGUCACUACCUUUCCUGCCUUUUUGCAUCUGUGCCUGAUUUGGAUGAUGUGAUAUUCAGAGGCACACCUUAAUCGAAGUUCUUCAACGAGACGCAUCUGGCCAAAGAUUGUAUGCAUCAUUCAAGAUGGCUAGUCAACCGCCAGAAGACACUGCCGAGUCUCAGGUCUCUGACGAGCUGGAGUGUAAGAUCUGUUAUAAUCGGUACAAUCUGAAACAGAGGAAACCCAAAGUGCUGGAGUGUUGUCACAGGGUUUGUGCCAAAUGCCUCUACAAGAUCAUAGACUUUGGUGAAUCCACCCAAGGUGUCAUCGUCUGUCCUUUCUGCAGAUUUGAGACGUGCCUGCCAGAUGACGAAGUCAGCAGCCUGCCCGAUGACAACAACAUCCUCGUGAACUUGACUUGUGGAGGCAAAGGCAAAAAGUGCCUGCCCGAGAACCCCACCGAGCUGCUGCUGACCCCCAAGAGGUUGGCCUCUCUCGUCAGUCCUUCUCACACUUCCUCCAACUGUCUGGUUAUAACCAUCAUGGAGGUGCAGAGAGAGAGCUCCCCAUCUCUGAGCUCUACUCCUGUGGUAGAAUUUUAUAGGCCUGCAAGUUUUGACUCUGUCACCACUGUGUCACACAACUGGACUGUGUGGAACUGUACCUCUCUGCUGUUUCAGACCUCCAUCCGGGUGUUGGUUUGGUUGCUGGGUUUGCUGUACUUCAGCUCUCUACCCUUAGGGAUCUACUUGCUGGUCUCAAAGAAGGUCACCCUGGGGGUUAUCUUCGUCAGCCUCGUCCCUUCGAGCCUUGUUAUUCUGAUGGUGUACGGUUUUUGCCAGUGCGUGUGUCAUGAAUUUCUAGACUGUAUGGCACCUUCUUAAUCAAUAAGCAAACUAAGAAAUGGGGCACACGUUGCCAUGUUUCAAGUUAGGUAAUUCAUCAUUUAUUUUCCUUUCUAUUCUCAAUGAUUAGCAUUCGUGACCUUAACAAAGCCUUUGGCCAUACGGCUGAGGCCCGUUUUCCAUCACAUGUUGACACAGUUGGUUUUCCUGUAAGCUGGAAGUACAAGUGUUCAUCUCUAUUUAGGUAUUAGCAAAGAAGCAAAACUGUGUAAACUAAGGAUUUCGUGUAAACUCGGUCCUGCUAGGCAGACAGUGGCGGGGGCGGGUUAGGCUGCAGGAGAGGUCUUUGUGGAAGGUUCGGAAUGAACUGAUUUCUCUUCUCAUCAUCAUCAAUAAUCUACAAUGGAGGGUGGACGCCAGAGGAGGGCUGUUCCAAGACACAUCUGUUUGAAGAGUUCACUCCUUCCACAGCUCGGCUCGUGGUGCUCCCCUGAACCCCCUGCAGCUGUUUUCUCUUGUAGGUUAGUGCUGCUCUCUGUGGGCGCUACCCCGGCUGAGGUGUUUGAUCUCUUUGCACAUGCUCCCUUGCCAAGAGGAAACGCGGCCUCAUUCCUUCAUGUGGUUUCAGUUAAAUAUCUGUUUUGCCAUAUUACUAAAGAGAAUUAAAAGCAUUAAGCCAUUUGCGUCGAAGUAAACUUCAUGACAGAAUGUGGCCACUUGUGUUUGAGACACACCCCUUCCCCAUGUUUAUUUUCCAGUCUCCUCCAUUUUCUUUGAAAUUCUCACAGAGCAGUUAUUGUUCAUGGAAAUCUUCAUUUGUGAAGAUUUCCUUAAAACAGUUUAGUUUAUUUUAAACCACAGAGUUCAAUUAACUCCACCCCUUAUCCUGAAUGAGGUUCCAUUUAAAUUAGUUGCUAAAAAUUUAUGAGGAUUUUUCAUUUUUCCCCCCAUUGUAUUUUAAAUUCUAUUGUGGACUUAUUUAACUUAAUCCCAUAAGAAUUUGGGGGUAAAUUGUGGCAGUGGAAACCCAGAAACAAUGAAUGAGGUGUUCUGCCUCACAGUUUGAUGUGCGGAGAACCUAAAUAUUUUUAGGUUCUCCUGAGUUAACCAAAAAAUAAUGGUUUAGAUUUAUGUGCAAGACUGUGUUGCAGCAUGCCAAGCGAAAGGUUGGGCAAGAAACACACAAAGCUGACGCCCCGCUGGGAAAGACCCUUCCAGGAAGUAAAGUGGAGAUGGAGAGUGCAACUGCACGGAGUGCUUUCCCUUGUGUUGAAGUCCAUUUUAGAAGGGUUUCAAGAUCUUACACAAUUUAUUUCAAAUAAAAGUAUAAGCUAUGUGACUUGAGUUAAUGAAUUUGUUUUCACGAUGUAGGAGCAGUUGAAUGUAUAUAUUUAUGAGAAGAAAUUGUUUAGCAUAUUUUAGGUUUGAAGGAAUAGAGUGUCCACGGAAAUUAGGCAACAAAAAGCUUUUUAGUCUCUAAAACCCAUUGCUGGUGAUGAACAUUAAAAUAUUUAUAACUCUUAGAAAGGGGCAUUACUCAGACUAUUCUAACUUGUUUGUGAUGAAACAUUUGUUACGUGAUAUAGUUACAGUGGACCAGUUCCAAUCUCCUAAUUCAGGAAAAAUUGACACUUAUUUCUAGAAUAGCAGUUUGAUUUUAAUCGUAUAACUAUUAACUUUGAGAAUAUGGAUGCCCAAGGUAAGUAUGACAGGAAAGUAUAUGUAGGGAUGUGGUCCAAUGAAUUUAAGCCCAAGAUACAUCUAAAUACAUUUAUGAUUUCAUAAAAUCUAGUUUAGAUAGCAUUGUGAAUACAAUUUCCAAAAAUCCAUUUGUACUUAGAGUAAAUACAAGGGUUAGGAGAUGUUUUGUGGUUUGGGUUUAUAUAUUUAUAAGGUUGUGGGUUGUUUUUUUUAAUUCUCAUUUUAUCUACCGAAGAUGAUGUUAAAGUUGAUGUUAGAAAUGUAAUGGCAGACAAGUUGGUGAGUUAUCAUAUGAUGAGAUUCAUAGAAAGCUCUGGACAUGGUUACUAUGCAUUUUGCUUAUUUGUAUGUCUGCAGUUUUAAACUUGUAUCUCUUUGUGUACUGUGAUGGUCUUUUUUUUUUUUAGUUGCUAGUAAGUUGAGAUUGUAAAGACUUUAAAUGUAU